This is a messenger RNA of Leishmania braziliensis MHOM/BR/75/M2904, 1173 nucleotides long. Its product is annotated as RNA-binding protein-like protein. Gene Ontology annotation, molecular function: RNA binding. The coding region runs from base 1 to 1173 and encodes 390 amino acids. The record is from RefSeq and is a predicted model, not a curated record. Gene Ontology annotation, biological process: maturation of LSU-rRNA from tricistronic rRNA transcript (SSU-rRNA, 5.8S rRNA, LSU-rRNA). The transcript has a single exon. NCBI's taxonomy places the organism in Eukaryota, Euglenozoa, Kinetoplastea, Trypanosomatida, Trypanosomatidae. Gene Ontology annotation, cellular component: nucleolus.
AUGCCACCGAAGAGCUCCCUGAAGAAGGCCAACAGAGCCGCCGCGACGGGCAAGCGCAAGAAGCUGUCCUUUGCCAAGUCGACGGUAAAGGCGGCCGCGGAGGCCAUCCAGACCACGCACAUCAACGCGCCGGUGGGGGCGGCAGCGAGGCAUGCCCCUCCGGCUGCUGUUCUUCGAAAGAAGGGACGGCAAGUCAAGGCGGCCACGAAAACCGCCAGCAGUGCCACGAAGAAACGCAGCGGCAUUGUGAAGGCCAAGUGGGCUAAGAAAGACGAGGCUGCACAACCGGCACCGAGCGACGAGGAAAACUCCAGUGAUGAUGAAGAUGACAUGCUGAACGGCGGCGCGGCUGUCGACUACGAUGCGGAUAACCUUAGCGAAAUAGUGGACAGCUCCGCCCUGGACGACGAGGACGAAGAGAUGGGGGCCGGCAAGCAGGCAUCCUCCCCUGCGCCCCGGCAGCGCGACAGCAACGGCGCCGUCGAACCAUACCGCGCCGUGCGCCUGAGCUUUCUGCCGUCUGAGUUCCAAGAGCCGCAGCUCUGCAAGUUUCUGAGCCAGUUUGGGGCAACGGUGCUGAGCUGCUUCUGCGUUCGUAGUAAGCGCUCCCACCGAUCCCGCGGCAUCGCAUACGUUAAGUUCGACAGGGAAUCCGUCAUACCGCUUGUGGUGGAGGAGUGCAACGGCAUGGCGCUGGGCGGCAUGGCCGUACGCGCGCGCGCCGUCACGAUGCGGCGGCCCAUGCCGUCGCGCCAGAUGGUCAGCCGCCGUCGCGCGCUCGCCUACGCGUACAAAACAAAGGGGACGCCGCUGAAGAAGCACGACGUGCGCCGUAAGAACCCUGUAGGCCUCCUCAUCAAAGCGGUGCGGACCGAGAGAGAGAAUAACAACUACCUCAAGAGCCUCGGCAUCGACUUCGAGACGGACCUCUUCAAGUCUCAGCUAGCCACACUGCCGCCUGGUCUCCUUAAGAAGAAGCGACCUAUGUCGGGGAAGCCGAAGGAUGGCGCUGUGGCGGCAGCUGGUGUGGGGAAGGCAGUCGUAACGACAACCAACGUCACGGCAGCGGUGCCAAUGCCCAGUCUGAACCAAGCGACUAGCAAAGCGUCGUCCCCAAAGGCGCCAGUGAACAAGCCGGCGGCCAAGCGAAGCGUAAGGGCAAAGACUACGUAA